Messenger RNA from Clonostachys rhizophaga, 2691 nucleotides. NCBI's taxonomy places the organism in Eukaryota, Fungi, Ascomycota, Sordariomycetes, Hypocreales, Bionectriaceae. The record is from the annotation of a GenBank genome assembly.
AUGCCUGUGCGAAUGUCAUAUACACGGCGAAAUAACCCUUUCUCUAAUCAGCACGGAUAUCAUACACAGACGCACCUCCCAACACAUGAACAAGCACCACCAGAGAACCCAUACCCGCCGGGUGGCCCUGGAGGCUACAUACCAGAGCGUCGCCCCGGCAGCGCAGCUUCGGGAUUCAGCUUCGAUGACGACCCGACACCUCCGCUCCCCACUGGUCACCAGCCAGACUACCUUCCUCGUCCAGAGUCCGCCUUCGGUUUUGAUCACUACCAGUAUGGCUACGGCCGUCCCAUGUCGACCUACAGUGACCCGGAGGAGAGUUGGGCAGAGAGACAGCACCAGCCUGCCGUGGAAUCAGGUCUGAGACGACGUGACACCCGAAAGAUCAAGCUGGUCCAGGGCUCCGUCCUGAGCAUUGACUACCCCGUUCCUAGUGCCGUCAAGAAUGCUGUCGAGCCUCGAUACCGUGAUGUUGAAGGCGCCGAUGAGGAGUUCAUGAAGAUGCGAUACACUGCUGCUACUUGCGAUCCUAACGACUUCACCCUCAAGAACGGCUAUGAUUUGCGUCCCCGUAUGUACAACCGUCAAACCGAGCUUCUCAUCGCCAUUACCUAUUACAACGAAGACAAGGUGCUUCUUGCUCGUACCCUCCAUGGUGUAAUGCAGAACAUUCGAGAUAUCGUCAACCUGAAGAAAUCGAAGUUCUGGAACAAGGGCGGCCCGGCGUGGCAGAAGAUCGUCGUCUGCUUGGUUUUCGAUGGUAUCGAGAAGGCCGACAAGAACGUCCUCGACGUCCUCGCAACAAUCGGUAUUUACCAGGAUGGUGUGGUCAAGAAGGACGUUCAGGGCAAGGAAACGGUUGCCCACAUCUUCGAGUACACCAGUCAACUCUCCAUUACUCCCGACCAGCAACUUAUCCGACCCUCCGCCGAGGGCAAAGCCUCGCAUAACCUUCCACCUGCGCAAUUCAUCUUCUGUCUGAAGCAGAAGAACAGUAAGAAGAUCAACUCGCAUCGAUGGUUGUUUAACGCUUUUGGUCGCAUUCUGAACCCAGAAGUCACGAUCUUGAUCGAUGCCGGAACGAAACCUAGCCCGGGAUCUCUGCUUUCGCUAUGGGAGGGAUUCUACAAUGACAAGGACCUCGGCGGUGCCUGUGGCGAGAUCCACGCCAUGUUGGGAAAGAACGGUAGAAAGUUGUUUAACCCGCUCGUUGCGGUGCAAAACUUCGAGUAUAAGAUCUCCAAUAUUCUCGAUAAGCCCCUGGAAAGCUCCUUUGGUUAUGUUACUGUCUUGCCAGGCGCCUUCUCAGCUUAUCGAUUCCGCGCCAUCAUGGGCCGACCUUUGGAGCAGUAUUUCCACGGCGACCACACGCUCUCGAAGCGUUUGGGCAAGAAGGGUAUCGACGGUAUGAAUAUUUUCAAGAAGAACAUGUUUUUGGCAGAGGACCGAAUUUUGUGUUUCGAACUGGUCGCCAAGGCUGGUCAAAAGUGGCAUUUGAGCUACAUCAAGGCUGCCAAGGGCGAGACCGACGUUCCUGAGGGCGCGGCGGAAUUCCUGAGCCAGCGACGUCGUUGGCUGAACGGUUCCUUCGCUGCCUCGUUGUAUUCGCUCAUGCAUUUCGGUCGUAUCUAUCGAUCCGGCCAUAGCAUCAUCCGCAUGUUCUUCUUGCAUAUCCAACUGAUCUACAGCUCUCUCAACGUCAUCUUCUCUUGGUUCUCCCUGGCUUCUUUCUACCUGACGACGGCUAUCAUUAUGAAUUUGGUCGGCAGCCCGUCAAUUCUUUCGGCAUACCAUGGCUGGCCCUUUGGUGAUACGGCGACUCCAAUCCUCAACACUCUGAUCCGCUACCUGUACAUUGUUUUCUUACUCAUCCAGUUCAUUCUUGCGCUCGGUAAUCGACCAAAGGGCUCUAGAUUCACCUAUGUGGCUUCGUUUGUCGUCUUCGGCCUUAUCCAGUUCUAUAUCUUGAUUCUGUCCUUCUACCUGGUGUACCGUGCUCUGCGCGAUCCAAUCAGCAACUCGAUCGACACCUCAUCUGGUAUUGCGUUCUUCCGGAGUUUCUUCAGUAAUGACGGUAUUGCAGGAGUCAUUUUGCUCGCCAUCAUCACCAUCUACGGAUUGAACUACCUCGCUUCCUUCCUCUACAUGGAUCCAUGGCACAUGUUCCACUCGUUCCCUUACUACUUGGUGCUCAUGUCAACCUACAUCAAUAUUCUCAUGGUCUACGCAUUCAACAACUGGCACGACGUGUCUUGGGGAACGAAGGGUUCUGACAAGGCCGACACACUUCCUUCGGCUGAAGUGAAGAAGGACAAAGUUGGUAACGUAAUCGUUGAAGAAGUGGACCGUGAGCAGGAGGAUAUCGACAGUCAGUUCAAGAAGACUGUCUACCGCGCGUUGACGCCCUUCGUGGAAGAAGAGGAGGUCGAGAAGACGGACCCAGAGGAUUCGUACAAGUCUUUCCGUACCGGCCUAGUCGUGUCUUGGCUCCUGUCGAAUUUGAUCCUCAUUGUUGGUGUAACGAGUGACGAGUUUGAGGCGGUCGGCGUACAGAAAGCUUCAGAGAGCCGAACACCCAUGUUCUUCCGAACGCUUCUGUACUUCACGGCCGGUCUCUCCAUCGUCCGUUUCCUCGGUUUCCUCUGGUUCUUGGCCAAGACUGGUCUCAUGUGCUGCUUCGCCAGACGUUAA